This is a messenger RNA of Diuraphis noxia (Russian wheat aphid), 598 nucleotides long. RefSeq lists its product as uncharacterized. Lineage: Eukaryota; Metazoa; Arthropoda; Insecta; Hemiptera; Aphididae. The record is from RefSeq and is a predicted model, not a curated record.
AUGAUAAGCACACCCAUGUGUUCACGACUUAGUGACUAUGAAGCAUCCAUCAAUUUUAAUGUAAUCAACUCAAUAACAAACAAGUUACAAAGUCACAGUGUAAACAUCAAUCAAUUAAACAUUCCCGACACAAUAUUAAACUGUUUAGCUGAUCCUGGAUUCCAUGAACCAGGCAAUAUUGAUGUACUAAUUGGUGCUGAAAUAUUUUAUGAACUGUUAAUCGGCGAAAGCAAGAAAACACCAGAGGGUACUAUUUUACAUAACACCUGUUUAGGAUGGGUGCUAACUGGUUCAAUGCCCAUCGCAAACUAUCAUAUGAGCAUGUCAAGUCUAUUAAUACAAUUUCAAUCAAUGUCGUCUCUGGCUCUUACAGACCGCCCCACUUGUAGUGUCAAAGAAGACCAGUCAGUAGCUGAAGCACAUUUUACCAGUACAGUAACCCAGGAUCAUUCUGACCGAUUUGUGGUACGAUUGCCAUUUCUGCGUGAUCCUGAGGUGCUAGGCGAUUCAAGACUUAUGGCGCAGCAGCGUUUCUUCAACCUUGAGCGAAAGAUGAAUCGAGAUCGUAUGCUGGCUCAAGAAUAUAAAAAAAUCAUGU